Molecule: messenger RNA, 1572 nt
Organism: Necator americanus (New World hookworm)
Lineage: Eukaryota; Metazoa; Nematoda; Chromadorea; Rhabditida; Ancylostomatidae
Exons: 16
Coding region: 1-1572 (523 amino acids)
Biological process (GO): retrograde vesicle-mediated transport, Golgi to endoplasmic reticulum; Golgi localization; endoplasmic reticulum to Golgi vesicle-mediated transport
Cellular component (GO): COPI vesicle coat
Source: RefSeq, a predicted model, not a curated record
AUGGUGCUAAUCUCUGCGAGCAUAGUGUCCAAGUCUGGAAAAGCGCUUGUCACACGAGUUUUCGUAUCGGAUAUGACUCGUGCACGUAUGGAGGGACUUCUCGAUGCUUUUCCAAAACUUAUAGGGAACGAUAAGGAUUCAGAUUCUACCAAGUCAGUACAACGACAGCAUACUUUCAUCGAAACUGACAGUGUACGGUAUGUCUAUCAUCCCCUGGAUAGCGUGUACAUGGUUCUGAUCACUACCAAAACGUCGAACAUUCUCGAAGAUCUUGAGACACUUAGAUUGUUCUCGCGUGUGAUCCCCGAAUAUUGUCGCUCCAAUGACGAGAAAGAAAUCCUCGCUCACGAUUUUGAUUUGAUCUUCGCGUUUGAUGAAGUCGUCACCCUAGGAUACAGGGAAAGUGUCAACUUAGCUCAGAUUCGUACUUUUACUGAAAUGGACUCUCAUGAAGAGCGCGUUUUUCUACAGAUCAAAGAGGCCCAAGAACGAGCUGCGAAACAAGCUAUGGCUGAAAAGGCAAAGGAAUUCAAACGUUUGCAGAAGGAGGCUCUUAGCAAAGGACUCAAACCAUCAAGUGCUGGCUUCGGAGCUUCUGCUACGGGGAUUUCGUCUGCAUCAACACCUCUCACCGCUGUGCAAGAACCCGCUGCUCCUAGACCAGCAACCACUGCACCGAGAGCUGGUGGAGGAAAGGCUCUCAAGCUUGGGGCUAAAACAAAGGACGAGGAUGUCUUUCUGCAGCAACUUCGUCAGGAAGGACAGACCAUUGCACCUGUCGAGAAAGCUUCACGUGAUGGUGCUGGUGUGUCUACAAUGGCAGCCGCUCCGUUAUCAAAUGUAAAGAGAGAAGUUGUCCAUGUUCGUACGGAAGAAAAGAUGAUAGCAACAGUAAGUCGUGACGGAGGACUUCAAGGAGCAGAGAUUCUUGGUGUCGUUAGCUUGUCGGUAUCUGCACCAGAAUAUAACACAGUCGCUAUACAGAUGCACAACAAAGCACCCACAGGUGCGCAGUUGCAGGUCCAUCCAAAUCUUGACAAGAAAGAAUGGCACACAUCAUCUAUGCUAAAGCUAAAGUCCGCUGGUAAACCAUUCCCUGUGAACAACGAUGUAGGUGUGCUGAAAUGGAAACUGGUACUUACCGAAGAGGAACAGCUCCCUAUUACACUGAACUGUUGGCCACAGGAAUCAGCUGAUGGUUGUCAAGUGAAUAUCGAAUACACGUUGCAAAGAGAAGACUUAUCGCUGGAAAAUGUUGUAAUCACUGUUCCAUUACCACCCGCCACUGUUCCUGUUGUAUCCGAAUGCGAAGGAUCGUAUGACUACCAAAAAGCUCGAAACCAAAUUGUAUGGACGAUGCCGGUGAUUGACAGCACAAAUUCUACUGGAACGUUGGAAUUCUCUGUGCCGAACGGACAUUCCGAUCACUUUUUCCCUGUGCAAGUUCGCUUCCAUACCGAGAAACUGUACUGUGACAUCGGGGUUGAUGUGGCACAGUCCAUGGACGGAAACUCAGUGGUGCCAUUCUCCACCGAAACCCGUUUCCUUUCAGAAAAGUACGAGGUUGUUUAA